Molecule: messenger RNA, 1908 nt
Organism: Pseudonaja textilis
Lineage: Eukaryota; Metazoa; Chordata; Lepidosauria; Squamata; Elapidae
Source: RefSeq, a predicted model, not a curated record
GCUGAGCCAGCGGGGGUCUUUGAACUGCAGGUGCAUUCCUUCACCACCAGCAACCCCCAGAAAUUCUGCCGGGGGGCUCAGCCCUGCCACCUCUUCUUCCGGGUCUGCCUCAAACACGCCCAGGCUGUGGUCUCCCCGGAGCCCCCCUGCACCUUCGGGGCAGCCCUGAGCAACAUCGUCCCUGCGGAUCGUCAUGCCGUGGCAGCCAGCGGACUCAUCCGUGUCCCCUUCCACUUCAAGUGGCCGGGCACUUUUUCCCUCAUUAUCGAAUCCUGGAGGGCUGACUCCGGAGAGCCAUCCACAGAGGAUGCCCAGAGGCUGAUCAGCCGGUUGGCGACCCGCCGUCGCCUGGCAGUGGGUGAGGAGUGGUCGCAAGAUGUGCAGCUGGGCGAUCAAAGCGAGCUGCGCUACUCCUACCACGUCACCUGUGACGAGCACUAUUACGGGGAGAGCUGCUCCGAUUACUGCCGGCCGCGGGACGACACCUUCGGCCACUACACCUGUGACGAACUGGGCCGCCGGAUCUGCCUAGCCGGGUGGCAGGGCGACUAUUGCUCAGAACCCGUCUGUCUGGCCGAGUGCAGCCGCAGCCACGGCUACUGUGAGAAGCCCGGCGAGUGCAAGUGCCGGAUCGGCUGGCAGGGCCCCUCCUGCGACUCCUGUGUGCGCUACCCUGGCUGCCUGCAUGGCACCUGCCUGCAGCCCUGGCAGUGCAACUGCCAGGAGGGUUGGGGGGGGCUCUUCUGCAACCAGGACCUCAACUACUGCACCAACCACCACCCGUGCCAGAACGGGGCCACCUGCACCAACACGGGCCAAGGGAGUUACACCUGCACCUGCCCGGCAGGCUUCCUGGGCACCAACUGCGAGGUGGAAGUCAACGAAUGCGACAGCAGCCCCUGCAGGAAUGGAGGCAGCUGCAGCGACCUGGAGAACGACUACAAGUGCACCUGCCCGCAAGGCUUCUACAGCAAGAACUGUGAAAUCAGCGCCAUGACUUGUGCUGAUGGGCCGUGCUUCAACGGUGGCACCUGCAUGGAGAAACACUCGGGGGGCUACACAUGUCGCUGCCCCCUGAACUACCACGGCUCCAACUGUGAGAAGAAGAUAGACCGGUGUAGCAACAACCCCUGUUUGAAUGGUGCUCGCUGCCUGGACCUUGGCCGGAGUGUGCUCUGCAAGUGCCUCCCGGGGUUUGCCAGCUCCCGCUGCGAACUGAACAUCGACGACUGCGCCUGCAACCCUUGCGCUAACGGAGGCACCUGCAUCGACGGCCCCAACUCCUACUCCUGCUCCUGCACCCUGGGCUACGGCGGGAAGGACUGCAGCGUGCGCAUGGACGCCUGCAGCUCCAACCCUUGCCAGAACAGCGGCACCUGCUACACUCACUUCUCCGGCCAUGUCUGCGAGUGUCCGGCCGGCUUCAUGGGCUCCAGCUGCGAGUUCCACGUCCAGCUGCCCACGCCCGUCAGCAGCCCGUGGAUGGCCGAGGGACCCGUCCCCACCGCCCUGGCCGUCUCCUUCGCUCUGGGGCUGCUGACCUUGCUGCUGGCAGCCUGCGCCAUCCUGGCGGUGCUUCAGCACCUGAGGAACGGGUCUCACCCCCGGAAAAGCCGCGUCUGCAACGACCUGGUGGCCGUCAACAACUUCAGAGACCGGGAGAACCGCCUCCUCUCACGCGGCUGCUUCAAAGUCUCCAACAAGGAAGCCCCGUUUCACGGGGAUCGCUUCAGCUGCAAGCGGAAACUGCUGGACCAGAGUUACGAGUCCAUCUGCAAGAAGCUGGACAAUAAACCGUCGGAGCCCAGCUGGCCCGUUGCUCCGGAGUGUCCGAAGGACGACACUUACCACCCGAUCUACAUCAUCCCCGGCCAGGUGGAGCCCUGCGUCUACGCCACGGAGGUCUAA